AUGAAAAUAAGGUUUUAAAGUGUGGUCGGGCUGCUUUUUAUGCUCGUUGCCGUGACUUUGCUUAGUUUAUCGCAUGUUUUCACUAAAUAGCUCUUCUAAUCAUCAAGUGGAAUCAAUGUUUUGGAAGUACUAAUUAUUAGAGCCAUUUUCUAAAUAGUUCUCAACCAAAUUCUGAUAUAGCUUCUAGGCAACAUUAGCUAUUUUAAUUUGACAAGGGAUCAAAUCAAGAAACUUCUAUGGAGAUUCGGUCUAGGCUACUCAUCUUGGGUUAUGCAAAUAUACACGUUCAACUACUUACCACUGGGAACAAUCUAGGUAAUCUAAAACCUGACACCCUUUUUCUCAGCUAUAUUUGGGUAUAUUAUUUUGAGGGAGACUUUGAAGGCGAUAGAAGUAGUUAACACACUGAUAUCAUUUUCUGGUGUAAUAUUUAUUGUGGUAUUGUCCUCGUAAGGCCAGAACACCCACGAAUCUCUUAGAAAUAUUUCCUAGUUCUUGUUCAUAUUUUCAAUCGUACUGAACUUUAUCAGCGCUGUUAUCAGUUCUUUAGUUGGAGUGGUUAUUAGACAACUACGAGGAGUUCAUUUCACUAUGAUUGCUGGAUUUCAAGGGAUAUGCUCUGUUAUAGUUUCCUCAAUAGUCCUGACUAUCUAGAAAUUAUGGGUCAGUCAAGAAGGAUUUUAAUAUAAUAUGUCUUAGACAGACUAUGUAAAUGCUUUAGGACUUGGUAUAUUUGGAGCACUAUCAUAAAUAUGUUUUGUGAAGGCGCUUUUAUAUGAUAAAGCUGGCAGAUGUGCCAGUCUAUUGCUCAUGAAUAUAGUAUAUGGCUACUUAUCUGAUGUGCUAUUUUUCAAUUACGAUAUACAGAUAUUUGAAAUUGUGGGUUCAAGUGUAAUCAUAGCCUGCUCUGUAGUAAUCUUUGUUAUCAAAUGUUAUUUUUACAAUGACUGA
This is a messenger RNA of Stylonychia lemnae, 951 nucleotides long. Lineage: Eukaryota; Ciliophora; Spirotrichea; Sporadotrichida; Oxytrichidae. The record is from the annotation of a GenBank genome assembly.